GCGAGUGUUUGCCCCCGGCCACCGCUUCCUUCGCGCUCCCUCGCUCUUUGUGGGUUAUCGGUACGCAAGGCUGCGUCCAUCGCUGAUCUGAGAGCUUGCUUCACUUUCCACGUGACUCGGGAUCGGGAUAUUUCUGUCUGGAUCUGAGAUUGUCGCCAGUGAGCUUUGGUGAGGGGUUAAGGUUUCUGGAGGUUGGAACGCUGUUGUUGAUUAGCUUGGAGUAGUGUGUGAAUAGGCUCUGUGGCUUUGCGAGAUCAAGGGGCAGGGAGCUGAGGACAUGGUGGAAUGCGACGCGGGUUUCUGAACUUUGGGAUUGGUGAGUGCCUGUCAGUGCUAUGGCGAGGAUCAGCCGGCCUCGAUGUCAAGCAAAACGUGUCUGCGUCGUUCUUGUAGUGUUAGUGACGGUCUUCUUCCCACUUCUGUCAUUCCUGUCCACCUUUACUUCAGAAGGGAGUCGCCCCUUAACAGAUCGGCACCUCCAGGCAAAGAAGUUUCAACGUAGUGAUCCAGUUCAAUUUCCUGUCAAAGCGUGUGAUUGUAAAAGUGAGAGAAAUGCUAGGCAAGCAGAAGCAGAGAGAGUGAUCCAAUCGCUGGAAACAGAGGAGAGGUCGAAAGCUUUCGAGAAAAUUUUCACCACCGACUUUUGGGGUGGAGGCGAGUCUCGCUCAGGUCCUGGUAGCAGGAUUGAUUACACGGGGAAUGUUAGGUUGCUGGUUGCGCACGCUCUAAAGGAUUAUCGUGUUCAGCACGUACUUGACGCACCUUGUGGAGACGUCAACUGGCAACCUUUAAUCGAGGGUUUUAAUUCCACAAGGUAUACUGGGUACGACAUUGUCCCCCAAAUCAUUCAAAAGAACACGGAGAGGUUCAAAGACUUCCCUAAUGUAGACUUCGCUAGGGUGGAUUUUGUGAACACGCCCAUUACGGUAAACCCGGACCUCAUCAUCUGCCGUGACGGGAUCCAGCAUAACAGCCUCAAGGAUGGAGUGCGCGGUUUUGUCAACCUCGAAGCGUCAGGUGCAAAAUACUUGGUGACGAACUGGCACACUGAGACGGGGCGAGGAUUUGUACAGGACGACAAUGCCAUCAAUAGGGACAUCAAAUUUGGCGACGCUUAUCCUAUCAACGUGUUCACUAAUCCUUUCAACUUUUCGAUGCCCGAAUAUUUUAUUUCCGAAGGAGUGAAUGGGAUAAAUCAAGAUGGGAAGUUGGUUGGGAUUUGGAAGCUGCCUGCUUUGUGGAAGGGCGACGGGAAACGUUUCAAUGUCCCUCCUUCUCUGUCGAGUAGGGUGCGGGGAGAAAUCAUUUCCAAGUCUGACGUCAAAACGGCACUGGCGUAAUGAAAAUGAGUGGAUCAUGUUUGUUUCUUCUACUCUGUGUAAAUGCACAGUGAUUUACCAUGCAACAUGGGCGGAUACAGUUUCAUUAAUCCAUUAUCGUGUAAAUUUAAAAUUUUCACAGUAUUAACUGCAAGUUUGGCAAGUAGUUGGUAUUGCAAUUCUAACAGCUCGAUAUUCAUCAUCAAUUUGAAAAGUUACAAUGAGGUUGCCAACCGCAUAUUCCCUGGUU
This is a messenger RNA of Physcomitrium patens, 1569 nucleotides long. RefSeq lists its product as uncharacterized. The record is from RefSeq and is a predicted model, not a curated record. Lineage: Eukaryota; Viridiplantae; Streptophyta; Bryopsida; Funariales; Funariaceae.